Messenger RNA from Sodiomyces alkalinus F11, 1596 nucleotides. RefSeq lists its product as hypothetical. NCBI's taxonomy places the organism in Eukaryota, Fungi, Ascomycota, Sordariomycetes, Glomerellales, Plectosphaerellaceae. The record is from RefSeq and is a predicted model, not a curated record. Gene Ontology annotation, molecular function: chromatin binding. The transcript has 4 exons. Bases 187 to 1500 code for a protein of 437 amino acids.
UCCGUUCCAGCAUCCGGUUUGCGACGCCUUGGUUUUCACAUUGGUGAGGGAGGUCACGACGAUUGAAACUUGACCAGAACCCAUUGCAGGCCGGCCAUCGCAAAAUCCCGCGUCGUCUCAAUUCGCCUGCAUCCCCAGUACGAAACGCGACGCCCCUUCCUCCCAAGUCGCUGUCAGCCGCCAACCAUGUCCACCAGCUCUCGGAAGCGAAGCCGUACGGAGCCAUCGGUCGACGAUGGCAGGGCUGAAUGUCCCUUCACCAUCAUGUACGUGUCUCCCGAGGACAAGUCCAAGGGUCAGAAAGGCAAGAAGAGAAGAAAACAGUCAGAGCCGGAGGAAGAGGACAUUGCCAAAGUUCAGAAUUCGCCCUUUACGCCCUCGGGCAAGUUCAAGAACGACGAGACUUUGGACCUACACUAUAGGGUGGAGCCCCGGGAUAAGUGGAUGGGCAUGACGCGCUACAACAGCUUCGUCCUGAACCAGGCGAAGUAUUUCAGCGAAGGAUUCAUCUACGUUGCCAACGACUCGACCAUAGCGCCUAAGGAACCGCUCCAAAAUGGCUCGGGCUUGCGGAGACAACCUGACGAGUGGGUGGCCCGCAUCCUGGAAAUCCGCGCCGCCGAUGAACAUCACGUAUAUGCUCGGGUUUACUGGAUGUACUGGCCCGAGGAGAUUCCGGUCGGAACAAAGGAUGGCAACAAAUAUGUGUCAGGUCGCCAGCCAUAUCACGGACACAAUGAAUUAAUUGCAUCAAAUCACAUGGAUGUAAUCAAUGUGGUGAGCGUAACGCAGGAGGCCAAGGUCAAGCAAUGGUUCGAGGAGAACGAUGAGGAGGUCCAAGAUGCACUAUAUUGGAGACAGGCCUUUGACAUCAGAAGCAUGCAGCUUUCGUCGAUUCAACGAACUUGCAAAUGCGAUCAGCCUGCGAAUCCCGACAAAACCCUCAUUGCCUGCUCGGAUCCCAAGUGCAGCACCUGGCUCCACGAAGAGUGUCUCAAGCACGAUGUACUCAUGAGGACCUAUGAAUCUUUAGGCAGGGAUAAGCCAUAUCAGAAGCCAGUCACGGAGAACACGGAGAACAGUGUUGCAGACAGUAGUGAUAAGGCGGCAGGUAGGCCACUGAGCCCACCGGACAACGGGUCCGAGGUCCAGCAGUCGAUAGAUGCGAAGAUGGGCAACGAUUCCGACAAUGGCAUCACGGCCGAGCCGUCAUCGCAAUAUCCUCCCACUGCGGGAACAGCGAAGAAUAGUCGAGGGGAGGCUGUAUCUGUCGACAAGUCGAUUACCGCGGCUUCGAAAACGGGGAGAAAGCCGCAAGGGAAGAAGAAGAAGAUGGAUGCCAGCUCCAAGCCAUACGAGGGCCUCUUUGAGGUUGCGCUAAAACUGGCCGAGAGUCCGUCGGUAGUGGAGAUUCGUGAUCUCCGGGAAAAUGUCAAGGGCGGCGAGAAGACGUGGACUGAGCCAUUGGCCUGCCUGGUGUGUGGCGCGAUGAUCAGUUGACACGGCAAGGGGUGACCAGUCGACAUGGACGAUAGCAGGACUUGCGGGUACAGUGUACAGUCCGUAUGUCAGUUCUCCGUCAGCUUGUAAUUAUUA